Bombyx mandarina (wild silkworm) is the source of this 1425-nucleotide messenger RNA. RefSeq names its product golgi SNAP receptor complex member 2 (gene Membrin). Gene Ontology annotation, molecular function: SNAP receptor activity; SNARE binding. Gene Ontology annotation, biological process: vesicle fusion; vesicle-mediated transport. Lineage: Eukaryota; Metazoa; Arthropoda; Insecta; Lepidoptera; Bombycidae. The record is from RefSeq and is a predicted model, not a curated record. Gene Ontology annotation, cellular component: Golgi apparatus; ER to Golgi transport vesicle membrane; late endosome membrane.
AUGGAAACAUUAUACCAUCAGACAAAUCAAUUGCUGCAAGAAACUACAGAUCUUUUUAAUAAAUUAGAGAGAGAUCCAGCCAAUCACCAACAAAUAGAAAAUGCAAUUCAAUCAAAGAUAAACACAGUCAAUGCGAACUGUGAAAAACUAGAUAUUUAUGUUUUUAAAACACCAAUAAAUCAAAGGUCUAUGGCUAAAAUGAGAGUGGACCAGCUGAAGUAUGAUAACAAACACAUACAGGCUUCUCUAAUAAAUGCCCAAAACAAAAGACAAAAACGGGAACAAGAAUUAGCUGAAAGGGAACAACUUUUGAACCGGCGUUUUGGACAUGAUCAUACAGAAAUAAAUGUAGACUACUUAGCUCAAGAGCAAGCGUCUUUGCAGAAUUCACAUAGACAUGUCGAUGAUAUGUUGCAUACAGGUACGAAUAUUUUAAACACGCUAAAAUAUAACAGAGACACGAUCAAGAGUGCCCAUAGGAGGAUCAUCGAUUUGGCCAAUACCCUGGGCUUGUCUAAUGCGACUAUCUCACUGAUAGAACGCAGAGUUUCCCAGGACAAAUAUAUUUUGUUUGGCGGAAUGAUAUUCACUUUGGGUGUUAUCGUUCUUGUUGUUAUGUACUUGACGUAGCAUUUAUGGCGUACUUUGAAAUACUAGUGCUGUGUAUUUAAUGUUUAUAUGUAGUUUAAGAAAAAAACGACAACUCCGAGGGUUGAAGAGACUAAAGCCGCCAACAACGGUAUUAACACUGGUAUUGCCAAUGUCUACGAGCGAUGAUGAUCACUCGUCAUUCGAUGUUCAUUGAUAUAAAUAUGAUAAUGUAUCAAAAGUUCGCUUUCGAGUUUAGGGUGUGUUUCGAGAAGUAAACGUUAUGUAAUAAGUUAAAUAUGCUUUUUUGUUGGCAAAUAUCUUUUUUUUAUUUUUAUAAUGAUAUGUUAUCAUUUGGAAUAAUUGUGGAAAUCAUUCGCGAUAAGGUCGAGUACAAAAAAAUUGUGGCCGUCUCAGAAACGAACCACAGAUUAUUCGCAUGACUACAAGUGCAUGCUUUAGCGAUGAUGAUAAUAAUAAUAGAAUUGAUUGAAACGGUAUCACAUGUUGUUUAGUAUUUUUAUACAACUAAUUAUUAUUGUACUUUAAUUUAUUGUUAAACCUAAGUUGAAAGUUUUGUUAGUGAAAUAACAUUCCCCUGCUAAUAUAAGUUAUGAAGCUUUUCCGGACACUCGAGGAAUUCCAUAUUCAUCUAGUGGACAUCUUGCGACAUUGGUGCAAUUGCCGCAACUUAAAACAAUGUACGGAAGGUGAAUACAAUAAAGCAUUCGUAAUAAAACUUCUAUAAACAUUUAUUUUAUUGGAUAUUGUUAUGUUUGUUGUAAACAUUAAGGAAUGUAAUUCGUUAAGUAUUAUUUUAUUAAAAUUUUACACAAA